This is a messenger RNA of Acanthamoeba castellanii str. Neff, 1101 nucleotides long. RefSeq lists its product as uncharacterized. The record is from RefSeq and is a predicted model, not a curated record. Lineage: Eukaryota; Discosea; Longamoebia; Acanthamoebidae. The transcript is spliced from 5 exons. The annotation marks the transcript as partial.
AUGUCGAACGUUGAGGUGGGGGCGGUGGCAGCAGCGGCGGCUGGCGGGGUGCCGGUGAUAGCGCAAGCCGAGGCGGAGGCCGUGGCUGUGGAGGCUGCCGACGAGGCCCUACUCGAAGAAGAGGAGGCGGCCAACAGUAAGAGAGUGGGGGAGGACGAAGCCGGCGUGGCGCGUACGAUGCGGCGGUGGACUGCCAGCGGCUGCGGCGAGGUGCACUGGGAGCGCAGCUGCGGGGCGCACUUCCUCCGCUCUUUCGCUCGCAACUUCGCGGUCGGGUCGGGCGUGAAGACGCUGCUCAACCUGGUCGGGUUCCUCCUGCGCAAGCGCCGGAAGGGCAAGGGCGUGCCCAAGCGCCUGGUGCCCAAGCUCGUCAAGCUGGUCGACCUCCGCUGGGGCUUCUUCCUGGGCUCGCUGGCCGCCGUGUGGAAGGCCGUGUCGUGCCUCUCGCGGCGGGCCAUCAUCGCCCACGCCGGUGCCGACCCGUGCGACCUGGCCCAGGUGCGCGCCCUCCAGCCCCGCUUCGCCGCGGCCGACCUCGUGGCCGGGGCGGCGACGGGCCUCUCGCUCAUCUGCGUCCGGCCGGAGGACCGCCGCACGCUGGCCAUCUACUCGCUGGUGCGCAGCAUGGAGUUCUUCUUUGCCUUCCUCGGCCGCCAGCAAAUCCUCCCCGCGUGGCUCCUUCGCUUCUCCUCCCACCUCGACGUCCUCCUCAUGUGCGCCACUGCGGGCCAAGUGCUGUACUGCUACGCGUUCGAGCAGGACACUCUUGCGCCCUCGUACCGCAACUUCCUCAAUGUGCACGGUGGCAAGGACCCGCGUGUCCGAGGCUUCAUCAAGCACACCCACUUUGGUCUGCCGCUCGAGCUCGAUCACCUCAAGUCCUUCUCCAGGGAGCGCAAGAUCGACCCCGAGGUUGCGCGCCAGAACCUGUUGAACUUCAACAUCUGUACGGUUCUGCACCCGCACGAAACCUGCGUGCAACACUUCUUCACGUUCGCGUGGGCCGGCUUCAGCGCGCUCUGCCGCUCUACGCGCCGCUGCACAUCGUCACCACGCUGGUCGGUCCUGCUGGCCAAGCUCACCUCCAAGGUCAAGGAGAGC